UCUGUUUGUCAUAUUGCGUUGUUGAAGAUAAACAUUGCGAAGGUUCUGAAAAUAAUCAAAGCAUUGGCUUCCGAUAAUCGUGAUAUGUUGGGUUGAUAGACGUACCAAACUCGCAUGAUAAGUGUUUUACCUUUGACCCGAUCGUUCGCACGUGUUUAAGCACACGCAAUAUGUCGUCCGUUCUAACCGAAUUACAAUCGCUGUUCGAACGGUACGUGAAAUGGGUGUCGAGCAAUCCGUCCCAACUGGCCGACGUUGAACUGACGGCCAAGUGGCUUUCGUACUUUCUGGCUGGAAAAAUCAACAAUUCCUCCGCCGUGUCUGAGCUGGUCUAUUCGCUAUCGAACUUGUUGGUGUUUUUCAACGAUCGGAUAAUAGAAAAAGCUAGCAGAAGGGCAACUGAUGCCACGACGGAACCCUUGGAACGACGAGUAAAGGUACUGCUAACAACACUGGAGUACUGUGAAGUGUUUAUCGAACUUUCUGCACAACAAAUUUGGGGUACCAGAGGUCGAUGGCUGUUUAUUGCAAUUAUACAAACCAUAAAAUGUAUAGGUCGCCUUUUCCUAACGUUGUACUGUCGAAAUACCAAAAUUGUACGCAACCCACCGAUACCGUCGUUGAACCGCAAAACGUUAGAGGAGCUACCACAUUCACCCGACAAUGCUUCCUUCCGUGAUAAUCUUGCCAGCGAAAGUUCCGGUAUCGUACUGAAACGUUCUGGGCGCGUAUUGCGAAAGGUCAACUGUUCACCGUCGCUAACAUCGAGAACCUGGAAACCGCCUACGAUCGGUGGAAGCCAACCAAACCAACCGACGGAAUACGGUGGAAAGUUGCUCGUGUCAGCGGAGGCGCUCUAUAUUGCCAAACCACUUAUCCAUCUGGCUUGCAUGAGGAAGUUUGGAACGAAAAGUUGGACAAGCUACCUGCUAGCUCUAGCACUGGACAGUGCAAGCCUUCGCCUGUACUAUAAGAAUCGUGAAGUAUUGUCCAAGGAGCAGCGUGUCGAACUGUCGCGAAGGUGCGUAUCGAUGUUGCUGUACCUGAUGCGAUCACCGUUCUACGAUCGAUACACACACGACAAGAUAGCGAACGUGCUGAAUGGCAUCGGCAACAAUGUGCCACUGACGGGUACGAUUGCACGGCUUAUCCUUUCCUACAUUCCACACUGGCAGGAAACCUAUUUUUAUAUGUGGUCGACUUAAGGAC
Anopheles maculipalpis is the source of this 1209-nucleotide messenger RNA. RefSeq names its product peroxisomal membrane protein PEX16 (gene Pex16). Gene Ontology annotation, cellular component: peroxisomal membrane. The transcript is spliced from 3 exons. The coding region runs from base 171 to 1205 and encodes 344 amino acids. Gene Ontology annotation, biological process: peroxisome organization. The record is from RefSeq and is a predicted model, not a curated record. NCBI's taxonomy places the organism in Eukaryota, Metazoa, Arthropoda, Insecta, Diptera, Culicidae.